CUCUAAACACCACCUAUGUAUCCCUUCAUACGAUGGUCCCUGGUGCGUCUGCGCAGUCGUAGCCAGAGCAGGGAGAGAUGUCUUCGUCAUAGAUUUAUGUGGAGAAAAUAACUUCAUCAGCUAUGAGUUGUGUGAGGACAAUGUUCUAAAGGUCACGAAAAUUCACGACAAGUAUUACAAGAUAUAUUUCCCCACCGGUACGUCACUUGCCAUUUAUAUCAUGGAGUGGAGUGGACAUUAUAACAUCGACCUAGAAAUCCUCCCCUCUGCGAUGGAUAUAGGAAAUGCUGACGGUUUAUGUGGAUACUUUGAUGGUGUUAGGGAAAACGACUUCAGAAGGCGAAACAGUACGAUUACAGAUGACAUCAAUUUGACUUAUCCUAAUGACUUCUCAAAGUCAUGGAUGAUUCCGGACAACGAAAAUCUUUUCAGUGGUAACUCCUUAGUUUACAAUAGUUUGGAAUCAGUGUCCUCCAUUCUAGUACCUCACUGCGCAUGCACGGAGGACGGUAAAACCCAGUGCUCUUACAACACUUUUACACCCUGCAACUCAAACCGAGGCAAACAGUAUGAAUGUAAUGUAGAUCUUGUAAAGAACAGAAGACGAAAACGGGAUGUUUCCGAUAUGUCCGUGGAAAGGGAUUAUUUAUUAAGAAGGAAACGUACAAUUUCUUACGUACAGACCACUGAAUACGCAGAGAGUGUUUGUCUCCAGGCUUUUGAAAAUUCUCCUGAAUACAACACUUGCCAACAACAUGUGUCCGACCUUAGUAAUGUAACCUUGUCCAACUGCAUCGAAGACAUAAGAUUGACAGGCGAUGAUAACCUAACACAGAUUCACAUUGAGGCCGCUCUACAGCAAUGUUCUACGUUUGUGUUUUUAAAUGCCACAUUGCAAGAGUCAGAACCGGAAGUAACCAAAACAAUACAAAACCUCUGUCCCAAUAACUGUUCCGGUCUUGGCACGUGUGAUGGUGGUAACUGCACCUGUGACACUGGAUUUGGAGGGAGCGACUGUUCCUUUGAUUUACUCGCACCUCCUACAGUAACCAGUGUUCCCGGGGCCGGUCUAUGUGAUCUGUCCAAUAAAGCCUGUAAAGAGGCAACAAUAAUGGGAAAAACAUUCUUUGAAAACAUGAACUCAGUAUGCUUUCUUAAUGUGAAACAGACAAAGAUUAACCAAACAGAAGAAAGUCAGCAAAGACAGAUGAAUUUACAAGACAGAACACUAUUCGAGGGAUUCUGCCCGCUUCCAUACGAUACAACUGACAUCUGGACGACCGAAAUAAAGUUCAACAUCUCCAAUGACGGUGUACGUUAUACAGACACGUAUAAUGUUAUUAUAUACCAAUCUCACUGUCAGGAGUAUCACAACGAAUCAGGGAAUGUGUAUUUCACUUUAAAGGAUAAUUUCUGUUACAUCGAUAGUACAUGUAUCAGCCCCAUGCAAAUUAGUUCAACCAACGAGUGUCUUUACUGCAAUGCAACGAAUGAUAAGUACAACUGGACAGAAAACCAAUUAUGUGGUCAAACAACAAUCGAAAGCAUGCCAACAACAAUAUUACAAGAAUCCACAUCGAAGGGAUCAUCGGAACAAAAUGAAGAGAAAACAACAUCUAUUACCACUAUUGUGAAAGACGAAACAACAUAUACAAAAACAAUCUCUCCAGUUACAAGUGCAGAGGACGAAUACAUAAAAGUGAACAAAACCCAUCUGAUCGUUGGAGUCUCCACUUCCAUUGUUGGAAUAGUUUUAUUAAUGAUAAUCAUAGGACUGGUAGCCAGAAAAUGUAGCAAAUCAAAUGAUCAUCAAAAAAGCAAACAGGAUGAUGGUGAACCAAUCAGAAACUGGAGAGACCUUGCCUUGGCGGGAAAACAGUACAAUGCCAAUUCCUUCUUAUCCUAUAACAGAAAUCCCUACUUUGCUCGAGCAUCUCUGCAUCACCCCAAUUCUAAUGAAGAAUCUCGUUAUAUAGACUCCAGUAAAUAUCAGAGAUAUUGACAACUUUUGUCUGUUCUUCUUCCUUGCACAUAGACAUUGAUUAUCCUAUUCUUGUGCUAUGUUUUGUAUAUAUUAUUUGCUUUCAAACUGCUUGAAGAGACAUUCUGAUACUGUAUUUUAUAACCUUAUAUACACAUGUAUUUGUAUAAUUUGAUAAUUUUAUUGUGAAUGUUAUUUUUCCCUUACCUUAAGAGGAUUGAUAUUUGAAAUUAGAAAUCAUUGUAACAUUCAAAAAAGUAGAUUAAUAACGUUAUCUGUAAUUGCAAAAAUUAAAUUACGUGCAUAUGAACAUCUCGAUAGGUCGUAUAUGUUUCAAGAAUAAGAAGACAAGUUGCUGUCCUUUAAAAAAGGACUGCAAUACGUGGACCAUAUGCAUGUGUUUCUAACCGAAAUUCAAUUUAAGAAAAUUUCUAGGUGUAGUAAAUAUUCAUGUAGGUUUGGUUCACAUUUUCUACAAUGAUCUGCCUACUAAUGACUGAUUGUAGUCUCAAAGCGAAAUU
Saccostrea cuccullata (small rock oyster) is the source of this 2502-nucleotide messenger RNA. RefSeq lists its product as uncharacterized. The record is from RefSeq and is a predicted model, not a curated record. The transcript is spliced from 10 exons. Bases 221 to 2002 code for a protein of 593 amino acids. NCBI's taxonomy places the organism in Eukaryota, Metazoa, Mollusca, Bivalvia, Ostreida, Ostreidae.